This is a messenger RNA of Pyricularia grisea, 1266 nucleotides long. RefSeq lists its product as uncharacterized. NCBI's taxonomy places the organism in Eukaryota, Fungi, Ascomycota, Sordariomycetes, Magnaporthales, Pyriculariaceae. Bases 1 to 1266 code for a protein of 421 amino acids. The transcript has a single exon. The record is from RefSeq and is a predicted model, not a curated record.
AUGGAUUCGGCUACUUCUAUGACCACAGGCGCCAGCCCGCCCCAAUCAACAACCACAGCACACCCAGUUACUCCAGAUACUACUGGAAGCACAAGGACACUUCUCCAGCCGGCAAUGGAUUUCAUAAGGGGACAGUCACGGGAGCUGAGGUCCUCACUGCGUCUUCAACGGGACAUAUUUGUCGACGGCUGGACCGGUCGGUUCGAUGAUAUGUCGGAACAGAUCGCCGAGGACAAGCGGCAGGCUCGGGCACAUGUCUGCCGAGCCAAAUACUCUGUUCGUGAGCGGUUGGAAAAUCUCAAGGAAAGGAGGGCUCGAGAGAAGGCCGGGGCCCCAAAUACUUUCCCGCAGUUCUCCCUUUUACCUGCAGAGAUUCGUUUGCAGAUCUGGGAAGAGGCUCUACCGGGGUCGCGGGCCGUAGUCCUGCGCUCUCCAUAUACAGCUACCGACACUCUGCUUGCGGAACUUAGGCUCAUCAUACCGCAAAUAAGAAGGCGAGGGGCUCCUAGUGACAGUACCACCGACGGCGGUAGUGUUGUUGUCGUAAACGCAGACGAUAACAACGAAGCUGCAACCGACAACACCGCUGCUACUACACUCAUAACCACCACGCCUCCCACCCCGACCAACAAGACCACCGCCACCACCACCACCAGCAAGCUCCUCAAGACGAAACCCAAAACCACAGGCUGGACAAGCUCCACGCCACCACCAGCACUCCUCCACGCCUGCCACGAAUCCCGAACCGUAGCGCUCAAGCGGUACGAGCUCGUCCUCGGCUGUGAGGACGGCCAAGCCCGCAUCUACGCAGACCUGACCCGGGACGUCAUCUGCCUGUCGGGCAGGGUGGUCUCGCCGCGCUGCGCCACGCUCUGGCGCCAGACGACCGACCUCGGCCGCAUCCGCCACCUCGCCGUCGCCGGCUGCCCCUGGGCCUUGUGGAGCAACACGCACGGCGUAACCGACGGUCUCGCGCAGAGCCUCCCGCCCGCCGACCUGCUGCGCUCCGGCUUCGCCGCCCUCGAGGACGUCUGCGUCGUCCGCUCCGUGCGCUGGCAGUACGGCCGCCUGCCCGGUGGCGCCGCGAGGGACUACGACCGCUGGGCGAGGGAGGAGGAGGCCGCCGAGGGGCUCGAGAGGUUACAUACCAAGUGGCGUGACGGCGUCAUGGCCAUAAGUAGCGGCGAUCGCAAGUCGGCAGAGGAUGAAGAUGAGACACAGCAGCAACAGCAGCAGGCUGACGGUCAAGUAGAUGGCGAUUUAUGA